Molecule: messenger RNA, 2733 nt
Organism: Fukomys damarensis (Damara mole-rat)
Lineage: Eukaryota; Metazoa; Chordata; Mammalia; Rodentia; Bathyergidae
Gene: Clca1
Product: chloride channel accessory 1
Exons: 14
Coding region: 1-2733 (910 amino acids)
Biological process (GO): chloride transport
Molecular function (GO): intracellularly calcium-gated chloride channel activity
Source: RefSeq, a predicted model, not a curated record
AUGGGAUCAUUUAAGAGUUCUCUCUUCAUCUUGGUCCUUCACCUUUUAGAAGCGGCCCUGAGCAAUUCCCUCAUUCAGCUGAAUAACAAUGGUUAUGAAGGAAUUGUCAUUGCAAUUGACCCCAAUGUGCCAGAAGAUGAAGGACUCAUUCAACAAAUAAAGGACAUGGUCACUAAGGCAUCUCCAUACCUGUUUGAAGCUACAGAGAAAAGAUUUUAUUUCAAAAGUGUUUCCAUUUUGAUUCCUCAAAACUGGAAGACAAAACCUGACUAUGUGAAACCAAAGCUUGAGACCUACAAAAAUGCUGAUGUUCUGGUUGAACCUAAUCAACCAGGUAAUGAAGAGCCCCAUACCGAGCAGUUUGGAAAGUGUGGAGAUAAGGGUGAAAGAAUUCAUUUCACUCCUGACUUCUUAGCGGGAAAGAUGUUGAACCAAUAUGGACCACAAGGCAAGGUCUUUGUCCACGAAUGGGCCCAUCUACGAUGGGGAGUGUUUGAUGAAUACAAUUAUGAUGAGAAAUUCUACUUAUUAAAAAAGAAACCUGAAGCAGUAAGAUGCUCAGCAGAUAUUACUGGCAAAUAUGAAGCAGUUAAGUGCCAGGGGGGCAGUUGUGUUGCAGGAAGACCAUGCAGUCUCGAUGCAUUAACAGGACUGUAUAGAGAGGGAUGUGAGUUCAUACCACAUAAGCAACAGACUGUGAAGGCUUCUAUAAUGUUUGCACAAAGUAUUGAUUCUGUGGUUGAGUUCUGUACAGAAAAAACUCACAAUAAAAUUGCCCCAAAUAUGCAAAACCAAAAAUGUAACGUCCGAAGCACAUGGGAAGUGAUCAGCGAUUCUGAGGACUUUAAGAAAACCACUCCUAUGACGACAAACCCACCCAAUCCCACCUUCUCGUUGCUGCAGAUUGGACAAAGAAUUGUGUGUUUAGUCCUUGAUAAAUCUGGAAGCAUGGCGAAUGAUGACCGCCUUAACCGAAUGAAUCAAGCAGGCAAGCUUUUCCUGCUGCAGACGGUGGAGGACGGGUCCUGGGUUGGAAUGGUGACAUUUGACAGUCGUGCCCAAGUACAGAGUGAACUCAGACAGAUAACCAGUGGCGUGGACAGAGACGCACUCACCAAAAGCUUACCCACAGCAGCUUUCGGCGGGACAGCCAUCUGCUCUGGUCUUCAAUCAGCAUUUACUGUGAUUAGGAAGAAAUACCCAACAGAUGGUUCUGAGAUCGUGCUGCUGACUGACGGGGAAGAUAACACUAUCAGUGGGUGCUUUGAUGAGGUGAAGGAAAGUGGUGCUGUCAUCCACACCAUCGCCCUGGGGCCCUUUGCAGCUCAAGAGCUAGAGCAGCUGUCUCAAAUGACAGGAGGUUUACAGGAAUAUGCUUCUGAUGAAGCUCAAAACAAUGGCCUCAUUGAUGCUUUUGGGGCCCUCUCCUCAGGAAAUGGAGCCAUCUCUCACCGCUCCAUCCAGCUGGAGAGUAAGGGAUCAGCCUUCAAGAACCUUCAGUGGAUGAAUGGCACAGUGAUUAUGGAUAGCACAGUGGGAAAGGAUACUUUGUUUCUUAUCACCUGGACAAACCAGGAGCCCCAAAUCUUUCUCUGGGAUCCCAAUGGAACAAAACAGAAUGGCUUUGUUGUGGACGCAGCCACCAAAAUGGCCUACCUCAAAAUCCCAGAUAUUGCUAAGGUUGGCAUUUGGAAAUACAGUCUGCAAGCAAGUUCACAAACUCUCACUCUGACUGUCGCCUCUCGCGCGUCAAGUGCCACCCUGCCUCCAAUUACAGUGACCUCCAGAAUGAACAAGGACACAGGCAAAUUCCCCAGUCCUAUGAUAGUUUAUGCAAAUAUUCGCCAAGGAAUCUCACCAAUUCUCAGGGCCAGUGUCACAGCUGUGAUUGAAUCGGCCAAUGGAAAAACGGUCACCUUGGAAUUACUGGACAAUGGAGCAGGUGCUGAUGCUACUAAGAACGAUGGUGUCUACUCAAGGUAUUUUACAGGUUAUGAUACAAAUGGAAGAUACAGGGUGAAAAUAUGGGCUCUGGGAGGAGUUAAUACAACCAGACAGAGAGCAGUGUCCUGGGCAAAUGGAGCCAUGUACCUGACUGGCUGGAUUGAGAAUGGUGAAAUAAAGUUGAAUCCACCAAGACCUGAAAACAAUAAGACUCAAAGCAAACAAGUCUGUUUCAGCAGAAUGUCUUUAGGAGGUUCAUUUGUGGUCUCUGAUGUCCCAAAUGCUCCCAUCCCCGACCUCUUUCCACCUUGUCAAAUCACCGACCUGAGGGCAAAGAUCCAUGGGUACAGUCUCAUCAAUCUGACCUGGACAGCUCCUGGUGAUGACUAUGAUCAUGGACAAGCUUCCAAGUACAUCAUCCGAAUAAGUACAAGUAUUCUUGAUCUCAGAGACAAGUUCAAUGAUGCAGUUCAAGUGAACACGACUGAUCUCAUCCCAAAGGAGGCCAACGCUGAGGAAAUCUUUGUGUUUAAACCAGAAAACGUCACUUUUGAAAAUGGCACAGAUCUUUUCAUUGCUAUUCAAGCAGUUGAUAAGGUCAAUCUGGUAUCAGAAAUAUCCAACAUUGCCCGAGUGUCCUUGUUUAUUCCUUCUGCUCCAGAGACACCUAGUCCUGAUGACACUUCUGCCCCUUGUCCUAAUAUUAGUAUCAACAGCACCAUUCCUGGAAUUCACAUUUUAAAAAUUAUGUGGAAGUGGAUAGGCGAAUUGCAACUGACCCUGGCCUAA